AUGGGCCGGCUGCGACCCGACAACGGGCACUUUGUGGAACUCAAAUCCAACGUCAACGCCGCCGCAGUACAACACUGGGAGGGCGUCAAGGCGAAGAAGGUGGAGUGUAAGCGUGUGAGGGGCGAGCAGAGUGACGGUGGGACUUAUACCGCAUCUGUUGCCGCGCCUCGCUCGGUCGCGGGGGUGGUGCCUGCGUCUUCGGCUGGGAUUGGAUCUGCGGGUGGGAGUGGGGGUGUGACUGGGUCUGGGUAUGGGAAGGGGCUUAGAAGGGGCCGGAGUGCGAGUGCUGCUGCUGCUAUGGCUGCGGGUGCGGGUACAGUGGUAGGUACAGCGGGGGCGGGCGCAGGUGCGGGUGAGUGGAGCAUCAUCGAAGCUACCGCGUUAGCUGCACGUACCGCCAGAGUCAGCGCUGUGGAGAUCGCGGACUCGGUUACCUCUGUGGAGAGUGAGGAGGAGUCUCACCAUGGGCAGGCUGCGUCCAACGAUGAAGACGUUAUCAUGACUACCGAGGAAGCUGGUAACGUGGACAUUAGUGGCGGUGGGGGUGAGUGGGGUUUUAUUGAAAGUGCACAUAAUGCUGGGGGUGUGGAGACUAUGGGCCCGGUCGCGUCUAUGGGGACGGAGAAGUCGGUUCUGAGUGAGGUGUCGGAUAAUGGGGAUGUCGAUAUGACUAGCGAUGAGCCUCUCAAUCCCGGUGUCGGUCAGCGUACUCGUGAGUGGAGCUUCCUCGAUGUCCCUCGCCCCGCUGGUGGGAUAGAGAUCGCAGAUUCCGCCGGAAGUGCAGAGAGUCAGUGCUCAACGACUACCAUCCACGCCGUCGAACUCCCUCGCGUGGCCACUACCCCUGCGUCAGCUGCCAACGCCACACAUCCUACUCCCAACCCCGACCCCGCCUCCAACAACAAAAACCACGCCAUGACCAUGGAAGACCCCUUCCUCGAAUCAGCCGUCAACGCUAUCCUCGCGGAAGCAUUCUACGGGGCUGCUGUUUCUCAAGUUGGCCGUGAUAUGGAGUCUGGGUCCAGUGAUGAUGAUGACGAAGAUAUUCAGAUGGGGGAUCCCUAUACCGCUGGUGGUGCGCCGCCUAUGCCGGUGGUUGUUAGACAGGCUGUCAAGGCGGCUGAGAUUACUGGGAUAUUGUAUGCGGUGAAGGUGGUGCAUACUGCCGAGUCUGGGGCCACAAGAACAUCCGUGUCUUCACCCGCUACUACGACUCAGGAAGCGCCCAUCGAAACAGCGGACGCUCCGGAUGCCGCCUCCUCAGUUGGAGAUGUCAUGGUCGCAGAUUCAGUCUUCUCCACAGCCAUAGAGGACACUUUCUCCGACCCUGCCACCACCUCCGAUGAGCAGCCCCUCACCCCCUCUCCCACAUGGCACUCCAACGGCGGAUCCACCUACGAAGACGACAGCAACUCCGACGCCUCCCGCACCCUCACCCCUACACACAUGCCUCCUCGCCCCACAAACAGCACUGACGAUGAGGAACGCCCGGCCUCGCCGGCGACAAUGAAGCGCAGCAUCAUCUUACACCACAUGAUCGACCUCAACAACGAGUUUGAUGAGCUCGAGCGGGAGUUCCACGCUUGUGUGCGGGGCGGGGAGAUGGCGAGGGCGCUGAUAGUGAGGGAGCGGAUGGGGGGGAUUGUAGUGUGCAUGAAUGGGGCGAGAAUGGCGUUGGCGUUGGAGAGCUGGAUUUAG
Messenger RNA from Morchella importuna, 1698 nucleotides. RefSeq lists its product as uncharacterized. Bases 1 to 1698 code for a protein of 565 amino acids. The record is from RefSeq and is a predicted model, not a curated record. The transcript is spliced from 2 exons. Lineage: Eukaryota; Fungi; Ascomycota; Pezizomycetes; Pezizales; Morchellaceae.